AUGGACAACGUUUAUGCCAUGAAGGACGGCGGCAAGUAUGCUUCUGAAGUUCAUCAUUCCAGACACUCGUCAGAUGGAAUGCAAAAUGUCGAAAAGUCCGUUGACCGUGAUGAACAAGAGAUGGCGAGGCUUGGAAAACGCCAGGAACUGCGACGAAACUUUGGUUUUAUGAGCAUGCUUGGAUUUUCUUGUACCCUCAUGAUAACAUGGGAGGGGUUGCUGACGGUUUUCGUCUAUGGACUCACUGACGGUGGCCCCGCUGGGCUCGUAUACGGUUAUCUCUUCUGUUGGCUGGGAUACUUCACCGUUGUGGCUUCCCUCGCUGAAAUGGUAUCGAUGGCACCCACGGCAGGUGGCCAGUAUCACUGGACUUUCCUCUUUGCACCAAAGUCUUGUCGCAACUUUCUCUCCUUCGUCACUGGUUGGCAGUCUGUCCUUUCGUGGCAAGCUUGUCUCGCGUCGGCGGCGUAUCUGGGCGGCACGAUCAUUCAGGGUUUGCUGGUACUCAACUAUCCCAGUUAUGAUUUCAAACGAUGGCAUGGAACUUUGCUACUUUUUUCAGUCAUUUUGUUGGCGUUGCUUUUCAACACCUACCUUGCAAAGCAGCUGCCCAAAAUCGAAGGGGCUGUAUUGAUCGUGCAUAUUGUGGGAUUCUUCGGAGUUCUCAUUACCUUGGUGUACCUUGCACCACAUGGAUCUGCACAUGAUGUGUUUAUCAAGUAUCUCAACUCGGGCGGAUACAACAAGGGAACCUCAUUCUUCGUGGGUCUGAUAACAACGGUAUUCGCAUUCGUUGGAGCCGACGGAGCCAUUCACAUGUCUGAAGAGAUCAUCAAUGCUUCCACGGUGGUACCCAAUUCGCUUGUGGCGUCGAUCGGCUUGAAUGGAGUAAUGGGGUUUGCCAUGCUGAUUGCAAUACUGUUUUGCAUUGGUGAUAUCGACAGCGCGCUUACUACGCCAACGGGAUUUCCGUUUAUCGAAAUCUUCCGCCAGGCUGUCAACACAAAUGGCGGGGCCACAGCGAUGAGUGCAAUUGUCUUGUCGUUGAUGAUUUUUGCAACGAUUGCGGUAUUGGCAGCAGCGUCUCGGAUGAUGUGGGCUUUCUCCAGAGACAACGGCUUGCCCGGUUCACAUUAUCUGUCUCGGGUCGAACCACGUACAAAGCUGCCCCUGUACACAGUCGGACUGUCAGUUCUCAUUACCAUGUUGUUGGGUCUGAUCAACAUAGGUUCUAGCGCAGCCUUCAAUGCCGUCGCAUCACUCGUGGUCUCGGGCUACCUCUCGAGUUAUACUCUUCCAAUGAUUCUGCUGCUGCACAAAAAGAUCUUCAAUCCUUCUUCAAUCCAUUAUGGACCAUGGACCUUAGGACGACCAUUUGGGAUAUUCUGCAAUAUCUUUGGCCUGUGCUGGAUUGCAAUUGUCAUGGUUUUCAGCUUUUUCCCAUCCGUCCGAACAGACCUGACUCUGCAGACCAUGAAUUGGUCGUGCCUCCUAUGGGGAGGUACCAUGAUCAUCGGAAUCACCAGCUAUUUUGGUUAUCUUCGAGGUCGCUAUAAUGGUCCAAUUGUCGAAAGGGAUAUCAUUGAUCAAGUCCACCGCAUUUGA
Molecule: messenger RNA, 1605 nt
Organism: Exophiala spinifera
Lineage: Eukaryota; Fungi; Ascomycota; Eurotiomycetes; Chaetothyriales; Herpotrichiellaceae
Exons: 5
Coding region: 1-1605 (534 amino acids)
Biological process (GO): transmembrane transport
Cellular component (GO): membrane
Molecular function (GO): transmembrane transporter activity
Source: RefSeq, a predicted model, not a curated record